Molecule: messenger RNA, 552 nt
Organism: Protopolystoma xenopodis
Lineage: Eukaryota; Metazoa; Platyhelminthes; Monogenea; Polystomatidea; Polystomatidae
Source: the annotation of a GenBank genome assembly
AUGACAACUACUACGGCAGACGACUUCGGACUAGAUUCGCCAAUAGUUUCGAAACCAUGUGAUUUGUCAUCGCACCUACUUUAUGUGAAUAAAAUCAAUCUGUUUCGGUUGGCAGGUUCCGAGAAAGUGGUCCAUUUGACGGGCGAUAACCACUGGACGGCGGGUCUUUCGUCUUCCCAGUCCAUGACGCAGUCCUUCUUCCAUUCGCCGGCCGGUCUGCAGCGUUCAUUGUCCAGCGCCACUCGGUCCGACCGCGCCGCCUCAGACCAGUCCGAGGCAAGCUCGGCUCCUGGGCCGCUGUCGAGGCCGUCAGGCCCGAGUCUUCAACGCGAGGCGACGUCAAGUCGGCCCGAGGUCUCGAUCGCUUUGGCUCUGGGCUCGGCGCGUCGACCACACAACCUUCGUCGUCGCGAGGCCACUGUUGGCGACGAUCCCAACCGCUGGUUGGUUGGGCUACAUCCGUCCGGCCUCGGCGACACUUUCCACCAGGCCAGGAGUGUCGAUGUACAGCCGGCGACGAUUGGCUCUCCGAUGAUGACGCAAUCCUUCGUA